Messenger RNA from Galleria mellonella (greater wax moth), 5876 nucleotides. RefSeq names its product adenosine deaminase 2-like. Gene Ontology annotation, biological process: adenosine catabolic process; inosine biosynthetic process. NCBI's taxonomy places the organism in Eukaryota, Metazoa, Arthropoda, Insecta, Lepidoptera, Pyralidae. The record is from RefSeq and is a predicted model, not a curated record. Gene Ontology annotation, molecular function: adenosine deaminase activity. The transcript has a single exon. The coding region runs from base 50 to 1570 and encodes 506 amino acids.
CACGCGAGAUCAAAGUGUCACAGUUAACUUGUGAGUGUCCAUCCGUAAAAUGUAUGUGUUCGCUAUAUACAGUGCUCUGUGUUUAUUUUUUAUGAGACGAUACGAAGCGAGGUUCAUUAAUGUCAACAACUAUUUAUUGAACAGAAGUAAUAUACUUGCCGAAGAAUACGAACUUUCUCUCGGCGGUACGUUGAUUUUGAACGAGGAGGAAGAAACGGUCAAUAAGAUAUUAAUGCAUUGGAAGGAAAAAGAGUCCGAUGAAUUUUUCAACAAUCCACAAUACUUUAACUUUUCAAAACAUUAUUUUACUUAUAAAAAUCAUAUCUACAAAUCGAAGGUGUAUCAAAUUAUUAAGCGGAUGCCAAAAGGUGCUGCUUUGCAUUUACACAGUUCUCUAAUGCUACAUGUUGAUAAAUUGAUAGAAUUGACUUACGAGGACCACUUAUAUGCUUGUUAUACGGAUGACCAUUUAGAUUUACAAUUCUCCAUCACGGUUCCCGAACGACCUUGCCCGCUUGAGUGGAGUCUCCUAAGUGAACUUAGAAAUGCAUCAAAUGACAUUGAACUCUUCGACUCAAAAUUGAAGACUUUCUUUACAUUGUACACAGAAAAUGAGGAUAUUAUGAACUCUGAUAUUAAUUUUACAUGGAAUCGAUUUAAUAAAGUCAUUCACAAUAUCAAAUCUUUAAUCCGUUAUAGACCUGUACGCGAGAAAUUUUUCUACAAAGCUUUAAAGUCAUUUUAUGAUGAUAAUAUUAUGUAUAUUGAAAUAAGAACAGGAUUAAGCUACCUAUAUGAACUAGAUGGAACAAUACAUCAAGGGCUAUAUCUCGCGAAGUUAUAUCAACAAGUUACGAAGAAAUUUAUGGAAGAUUAUCCAGAUUUUGUUGGUGUUAAGAUGAUUUUGACACAUCAUCGUAAAGCGACGUUAAAUAAAAUUCAGACUGCCCUAGAAUUAGCUAAUAAACUAAAAGAUGAAAUGCCUGAGUUCUUUGCAGGUUUCGAUUUAGUUGGUCAAGAGGACAUAGGAAAGCCACUGUUUGAAUUCUAUCCAGCUCUGUUUGAAGCAAAGGACAGAAUAAAUUUCUAUUUCCAUGGUGGAGAGACUGACUGGUUUGGGACAUCUACUGAUGAAAAUUUGAUCGAUGCUAUACUCUUAGGAUCUAAAAGGGUAGGUCACGCUUUUGCCCUAAUUAAACAUCCUACAUUACUAAGAGAAAUAAAAGAGAAAGAUAUAGCGUUAGAAGUCAAUGUGAUAUCAAAUGUUGUCUUAUCUUUGGUUCAGGAUGUAAGAAAUCAUCCAUUAGCUUCAUAUUUAGCACUUGGUCUACCAGUAGUUUUAUCUAGCGAUGACCCAGGGGCUUGGGACGCAGAUCCUAUGUCCCACGACUUCUACUUGGCUUUCUCUGGAGUUGCUAGCAAACAUGCCGAUCUGCGUAUGCUCAAGCAAUUGGUAAUAAACUCUAUAAAAUACAGUGCGUUAAAUGAUAAAGGCAAAACAAAAUUAUUUAAAAUCUUUAACAGAAAAUGGGAGAAAUUUUUAAAAGAAGUUAUUGCCAUGAAUAAUUAGGUAUACCUAUUACAUAGUUGUAUAAAUUUGUACUAUUUAAUGUAACGCGUAAAUUAAAUUAUUUUAAAAUAUGGAUAAUUAAUUAAUAAUUUAGAAAGCGGAUAUCAUAUUUGGUACUCGGUGAAAUUUUGAAUAUGAAACUAGGCACACUGAUUAAAUGAAUAAUGUAAUGAUAAAAUGAUAAAUGUAAAUACACGUAUGAAAACAGCUUGUAAAUUAAGAUAUUCUCAUUAUCCACGUUAAUUAAGUAAUUGUAAAUAUAAUAGAUUUAAAUCAGUGAAGAUGACAUACCUUACAUCUAGUACUGAAUUUUUUAUAUAUAAAUUAACGCGUGCAAAGCCUCGAAUAACAGUCAGUAACACAAUUAUACGAAUAAGAUAACAUAAUAUAUUAUGAUAAAUUUAUAUAAUAUCACAAUUGACCUUUAUUGAGGUCUAGUAUUAAAGUUGGUAUUAAUUUAUGUGUGUUAUUUUUUGUUAUAAUUAAUAAGAUACCUACGUGUAUAAAACGACUAACGGUGCGCGAUUUCGAAUGAUUUUGGUAUUCGAAUAUUUAGUAAUUAGUAAUUUUAGUAUUCGAAUUAUUUUAUUAAUAAGUAAUUCGACCCAAACCACUAGUAAUGAAAACAAAAAAAAUUCCCUAUCAAUCACUACCUUAAAAAUAGCAAAUAGUGAACGACUAAAAAAAUCAAUUUCGUCAUUCCAGCAAUCGACUACGUUUGCUGACUACACUUUAUUACUUCAUUAACAGAUGAGUUCGAUACUUUUAAUUUUUAAAUACUAAAUAUAAACAUUACAAAGAAAAAGGCCAUUCUAGCGAUCGGGUCGAAACGCCUGCGUUCGUACCGACUUGUGCAUUGACAACUACUAAUGAAUUAUGUUAGCGAUUAGUAAAAGUGUAUAGUGAACGAAAUUAGUGAUCGAAUUAUUUAAAAAAAAUUCGAAUGAUUCGCAUGAAUUGCUCAGUCGAAUAAGUAGUACUCGUAUUAGUAAAUUCGCGCAUCGUUAAAAUCUUUAAUGAGUACGAUAAUAUAGGAAAUGUCAAAACAAGUAUGACUAGAUUUCCUAAAAUCCACACAUUUUUUUUUAAAUAAAAACACUAGCAUAUUUGUGCGAUUCAAAAUCAUGUCUCCUUUAUUACAAAUAAUGAUAUAUCUGCUUAGUAUUCAGAACACGGUUUUUAAGAGAGAUUAGCUAGAUAGGACAAAAUAGUUGUUAAGUAGAUUUAAUUAAUGGCGCAGAAAUGUAUAGACGUAGUGGACUUUUAGAUACGAAUUAUAGUAGGGGUCAGGACUUUUGCGUGUCAAUUUUUAGUAAUAAAAAAGUAUAAGAAUUUACUUCGAUUGAAUACUGGUUUAAAUUGAAAUUACUAGUAUUAUUUUAAAGAAGUACUCUAAUAGUGAAAUCGAGCACUGUUUUUAAAAAAAUAAAAAUAUGUGAUUCAAAAAGUAAGAAACAAUUUUGAGCUUCCUAUACUAUUACAUUGUAACUGGCUAUUACAUUAUGAAAUGAAAUGAGUUUAUUUGCAUUAAAGUCUUAAAAUUAUUGACGUACGCCACGUGGUGUUCAAUUCGGCACCUGUUUAAUUGCCUUAAACAUUAGGCAUGCAGAUAUUUUUAUUUUAUAAAAAUACUUUCUACUAUUAUAAUUCAUAAUAAUAUUAAUAUUAUAAUAUUUUCAAAGGAUUUCAAUUUGUUUGUGGGUUGAUAUCAAUAACUUUAACAUCAUGUUAAGGUGUGACCGUAGCUAGGAGGCGUUGGGCAUUGAGGGGCAAUGCCCUACCUAAAAAGGCCCAACACUCUACCUUAAAAUAAAAGGCUCCAAGAAAAUUAGACAGAUUCGCUUUUUCGAAGUCACUUAAUUAUAGCUUCUAUCCUACCAAAAAGUUAUAUUGACCUACCUUGAAUUUGGGUCUAGCUACGGCCCUGCGUUAAGGACAAUUUUAAAGAGCUUGUAAACAAAUGUAUGUAAAUAAAGAUAAUUUAUAUUCUAUUGUAAUUAGAUGUAAAGUAAAUGUAAAAUAUUUUCAUUAAAAAAUAUUUUGGAACAAUUAUUACUCUGUAAUUAACGUUAAUUUAGAAAUAAAUAGUGCUUCAGAAUCGACUACAUUCUCGAGUUUUCAUAUCCCAUAAAAAAUAUAAAAUGUAAAAAAUACCACUUUUUCCAUUACAAAAAGUUCAGAGAUCUUAUAUAAAACCAAAUUAGUUAUUUUAUUUUGUAUGUAUGGAAGCAUCUAUUCAACAACUUUGUUAUAAUUUAUUAUCAAAUUAAUUACCUAGGAACAUUUAUAGUGAUCGUAUUAAUAUUAGACAUCUUUAUUUCUAUAAGAAUUAUAAUGACUUGGCAAUUAAUUGUACGGCAACAUAAUCUACUAAUAAAGUAUUUUAUUCUUAAUUGCACUGUUUAGAUUUACUUAUUAAUCAAAAUAAUAGAUUUUAUUUAAUUUCAUUUUCCACGCUCAUUGAAUUCGUGUUUCUACCGCCACAGUUACCGUAACAGUUAUGCUAUGAAUGACAAUAAUUACUUAUGCAAUGAUAGCUCUAUUUCUGCUUGAAACGUUUAAACAGAAAAAUGUUAUAUGAUCAUAUUAGUUCUGUGUGGGGGGGGGGGGGGGAGGGUUGUUAGUAAUGUCUACCAGUCCCAUUACGAGCAAAGUAUUUUGUAAGGUCGACCAUCGAGCUGAAUUCAAGGACUAUUUAUCACAAUGGGCUAAUUGACCUGCCUUAUUUUCACUUAUCAUCCCUCACUGGUGGCUCACCAACGUAUACUGUUAGCGCAGGCGCCGUCACCAUUCCAUUAUCAUCUAUAAAAAAAAAAUAUGACUUCUGUUUAAAAAAAAUGUGCUUCUGUAAGACGUGCCGUCAGCUUAUUUGUAAUUUUAUUUUAAUAGAAAAGUGUUGUUUUCUCUGACGUUUGCGCAGGUCUAAUGCCGUCAUAUUGUGCAAUGUCAGCGUACUAUAGUUGCAGUUUACUGAUACAAUGGCCUUGUAGAAAUUGAGGUUUAUGUAUCAUAUAAAUAAGAAUAAAGUGCCAUUCACACACCUCCGGUCACAGUUCUGUCUGAGGCUUAGGGUUUCGAACAUUGAGCCAUUCGAGCACAUCUGGGGAAAACCAUCGUCACAAGCUUCAUAUCACCAUCAUCAUAUCAGCCGUUAACUGUUCACUGCUAAAUAUAGACCUCCCUCAUAGACUGCUAUAAGGAACGGUCCUGAGCCACUUGCAUGCAGCAUGCUGCGAACGCUGCCCAGUCGAAUUGGAUUCGUCGGUUGACCUCUCGGUCCGAGUUUUUUUUUUAUGGAUGAUAAUGGUAUGGUAAUUUCGCUUGCGCUAUCGGUAUACACUGGCGGGGCACCAGUGAAGGAUGAUAGGUGAGGACGAAGUAGGUCAGCUAGCCCAUCGUGACGAAUCAAUAAGAAUUGUUCACGAUGGUUUCCAGGGGGAACCACGUAGAGGUCGACCUAAUCGGGCAUAUUGCUAGCAAUGGGGCUAUCAAACUCCAUUGUUAACAAUCCCUUUCCCUCCUCUCGAUUGAAGUUGGACUUAUUGUACAUAGUCGGACAAAUCGUCACAUGUAUACAUACUCGUCGACAACUUCGAGCGUAAUGUUUUCAAUCAUAACCGGCAUAGGUAUAACAUGGAUGUUAGACAUGAUUUUAGUUUUGUCCAAGUAUGAAUACUAAUAUGUAUAUAAUACAAUGGAGUAAUAUAAACGAUGGUUCGUCUCAGAUCCUCUCCGGGUCCGUACGGCUCGGAGUUCGAUAACUCAUGCUUGCAGCACUGUGUGAAUGAUGUUUUAUUCUUAGGAUGCAAAUAGGGAUCAUGGUAUAACUAAAUAGUAAUUAAUGUAAUGUUCAUAUAUACUUUUUACACUUGUAUAUGUAUUAUUAUUAGGUAAGGUGCUUUUAAUGAUGUACAAUAAAUUGUUACUAUGUUUAAAGUGCUGAGAUAUUUCACAAGCUAACGCAUGUUAAUCUUUUUAUACCUGAUUGAUAUUCUGAGUUUAGUAUCAUAAUGUUUCUAAGAAAUAUUUAGAAAGCUUUUAAAUACUAACAAUGUAUGUACAUGUAACAAUAUAUGUAGAGCAUGAAUAUCAAAUAUAGUUAUGAAAUAUACGAAUAUUAUAUACGAGCUAUCACUUAUUAUUGUUUAUAUUGUUAUUCCAUUUAUAUUCUAGUACCUGUUUUAUUUAUAUUAUUGAAGGUUGACUAAAAGAAAAUGCUCUUAGCAUUAUGUCCGCCUUGUACACUUUAGAUGUGUAUUAAAAAAUAAUAAAUAAAUAAACAUUAAUAAAUAAUAUAAUUCAUAUA